Messenger RNA from Musa acuminata subsp. malaccensis (wild Malaysian banana), 920 nucleotides. Its product is annotated as NADH dehydrogenase [ubiquinone] 1 alpha subcomplex subunit 13-B. The record is from RefSeq and is a predicted model, not a curated record. NCBI's taxonomy places the organism in Eukaryota, Viridiplantae, Streptophyta, Magnoliopsida, Zingiberales, Musaceae.
GAGGCUCGCAACCCAUCGCAAUAACAAUAGAAGCCCUCCUCGUUCUCAACUCCGCCGCCUUCGCGGAUCACUGCAACCGAUCUGUUGGAUCGAUCGAUCCAUUCAAUAGAUCGAAGGAGAGGGACAGGGAGGAAUCGGAGGUGCUUCGCGAUUGCUGUUGUCGUGAUCGGGGAAGGGAGGAUGACGGAGUCUGUGGUGCGGAAGAAGCCGGGAAUGGCUAGCGUAAGGGAGAUGCCCGUCCUCCAGGACGGGCCGCCGCCGGGCGGGUUUCUGCCCGUCAGGUACGCCCGCCGCAUCCCUAGUAAAGGCCCCAGCGCCGUUGCUAUCUUUCUCGCUGCUGUUGGUGCCUUCUCCUGGGGCAUGUACCAAGUCGGCCAGGGCAACCGCGUCCGCCGUGCGCUUAAGGAAGAGAAAUAUGCCGCCCGCAGAGCCAUACUGCCAAUGCUACAAGCUGAAGAAGAUGAAAGGUUUGUCAAAGAAUGGAAUAAAUAUCUGGAAGAGGAGGCCAGGAUCAUGAAAGAUGUUCCUGGAUGGAAGGUAGGAGAGAGUGUGUACAACUCCGGAAAGUGGGUGCCUCCAUCAACUGGUGAGCUGCGACCUGACGUCUGGUGAUGGUUGAUGUCUACCUGCCAUAAAUUUAUUGAAGUUUGGGUGCUUAUGAACACCUUAGAAACUUUGCUCUUCAUCUGGCACUCAAUCUUGUCUAUUUAUUUUCUGUUCAUCCGCGGAAGAAUGACUGAUACUACUUCCUAGCUUUCUUUCGAACUAGUGUCUUUGAGUUGACAUCUUGGUAUGUCAAACCAAAUGAAUAAGAUGAUGGGUCUUGAAAGCUAUCGAAGCAACCUUUUUUCCUGUUUAUUCUAUUUGAAUUGUGACAUGAUAAUUCGAAUAUGGAAUUGUUGGUUGUUGAAGCAAUGCAG